Molecule: messenger RNA, 1467 nt
Organism: Gastrolobium bilobum
Lineage: Eukaryota; Viridiplantae; Streptophyta; Magnoliopsida; Fabales; Fabaceae
Product: probable folate-biopterin transporter 9, chloroplastic
Exons: 2
Coding region: 16-1305 (429 amino acids)
Cellular component (GO): membrane
Source: RefSeq, a predicted model, not a curated record
GCUCUCAAUUUUCACAUGGCCAACAAUCUCAACUUGCACCCUUCAACAUUACAACUUGUACAGAACUCUGCUAACCUCCCCAUGGUGGCUAAGCCCCUCUAUGGAAUCCUUUCGGAUGCUAUCUAUAUUGGUGGUGCUCACAGAAUCCCUUACAUUUCCAUAGGAGUUCUUCUGCAGGUCCUUUCUUGGAGUCUUCUUGCAUUAAACCCUAUUGCACGUGAAGUGCUUCCCAACUUAAUUGCAUCUGUGCUUCUCAGUAAUUUGGGAGCAUCCAUUACAGAAGUAGCAAAGGAUGCUCUUGUAGCAGAGUAUGGCAAGAAGCACAAAAUUGGUGGCCUACAGUCAUACACAUUCAUGGCGGUAGCUGCAGGUGGAAUCUUAGGCAAUUUGAUUGGUGGUUUUUUCUUACAGAAAAUGCCUCCGAGAACCAUGUUCGUUAUAUUUUCAUUUUUACUGUCUGUACAACUAGCAGUUUCUCUCUCAACGAGAGAGGAGUCUUUAGGCAUACCACAACUUUCAGGUCAAAAUCUUGCUAGGAAAUCUAUCUCAGAAAAUAUCAGAAAUCAAGUGUCUGAUCUUGUCACGGCUAUUAGCGACAAAAGCAUUUCCCACCCGCUUAUGUGGAUUGUUGGAUCAAUUACCAUGGUCCCAAUGCUUUCAGGCUCUAUUUUUUGCUAUCAAACACAGUGUCUAAAUCUUGAUCCUACAGUAAUCGGGCUGUCUCGAGUAAUAGGCCAGUUGAUGCUUCUUUCAGGAACUGUGCUUUAUAACCGUUAUUGGAAAAAAUUUCCAAUGAGAAAGCUGAUAGGCAUGGUGCAGAUUCUAUAUGCUUCAUCUCUACUUCUUGAUCUUGUUUUGGUAAAACAGAUAAAUCUUAGAUUGGGAAUUUGCAAUGAGGUGUUUGCUCUUUGCUUUUCUGGUUUGGCAGAAAUUCUGGCACAGUUUAAGCUCCUUCCUUUCUCAGUUUUAUUUGCUAGCUUAUGUCCAAGGGGUUGUGAAGGAUCUCUCACCUCUUUUCUUGCAUCAGCUUUGUGUCUAUCAUCAAUAAUUAGUGGGUUUUUGGGUGUUGGAUUGGCCUCUUUGCUUGGUAUUACAUCUGGUGAUUACUCAGGCUUGACCAUGGGAAUUCUUACACAGUUUGUUGCAGCUUUAGUUCCUUUAAGAUGGAUUCAUUAUGUACCUAUGUCACAACCUGUUGUUGAGAAGCAAAGGAGAAGAAGUAUGAAAAGAAGAACUGGUAGACAAAGAAGAACUGGGAAAGUUGUGCUUGGUUAUUUUAAUGCCUACCGGUGUGAGAGGGAAUGAGAGACUGAGUUGAAAAUAAUCAAUUCUUACCUUUGCAGCUUUAAUGAUUAUCCAAGGAUGAAUGGUACUUGAGACAUGUGGUUUAUAUCUUCAUUCCUUUCACUACAAAGCUAGGAUUUUUGCUCACAUUUUGAAUUCAUAUCUUGGGGCUAACACAUUGUA